Messenger RNA from Venustampulla echinocandica, 621 nucleotides. RefSeq lists its product as uncharacterized. Lineage: Eukaryota; Fungi; Ascomycota; Leotiomycetes; Helotiales; Pleuroascaceae. The record is from RefSeq and is a predicted model, not a curated record. The coding region runs from base 1 to 621 and encodes 206 amino acids. The transcript has 2 exons.
AUGCGUUCCCUACUCCUCACACUCGCUCUCCUCACACCCCUCUAUGCCCUCCCGGCACCAGCCCCUCAGCCCUCACCACCAAACAUCCCCAGCCCCACAGUCGCCAAAUCCGAGCUCGCAAGCCUGAAGGUCGCGGCCCAGGGACCCCAAACUGGGUAUAGCCGUGAUCUUUUCCCUCACUGGAUCACUAUCUCAGGGGAAUGCAAUACACGUGAGGAAGUCCUCAAACGGGAUGGCACCAAGGUAGUCACAGACUCGAAAUGCGCCUCCACGAGUGGAAGCUGGUACUCGCCCUAUGACGGCGCAACCUGGACCGCUGCAUCUGAUGUAGAUAUCGACCAUAUGGUGCCGCUCAGCAAUGCCUGGAAGUCGGGAGCGGCAGCGUGGACGACAGCUCAGAGGCAGGCGUUUGCGAAUGAUUUGAAAAAUCCCCAGCUGUUGGCUGUGACGGAUAACGUUAAUCAGAGCAAGGGGGACAAAGGACCAGAAGAUUGGAAACCUUCUUUACAAUCAUAUUGGUGCACUUAUGCCUCGAUGUGGGUUAAGGUUAAGAAUACGUACUCUCUCACCAUUACAAGUGCGGAGAAGACGGCUCUUGUGACAAUGUUGAAUACCUGUUGA